AUCACGAAGAUGGAUACAUGUCUGAUUUGAUCAUAUCUACACUUUUCUCCUCAACUUUUAGGUCGUCAAAAAACGAGUGCCAGAAUGACGGUUUGUUGUGAGUCGUGUGAAAGUCCAGGGAGCGGUGAGCGCUGCUCCUCUCCCCGGUCCGCUCAUCUCUUCACCCGGGAGACAGAAACCUUCCUGGGACUCAGCAAGAGAUUCAGGUCCACUAAGGGGGCGUCUAAAGCCAGGAGGGACCAGAUCAACUCUGAGAUCAGGAACAUGAGAACUCUGCUCCCAAUCCCUCAGGAGGACCAGGACAGACUGUCAUACCUCCACAGUAUGGCGGUUAUCACAGCGUACAUCAGGAAGAGCUUUCUGUACCAGGGAUUAUCAGUUGAUCAGAGUUGUCUCUCCUCUUCCUCCUCCUAUCCUCUGUACGAGACCUUCCUCCCAGCCCUGCAUGGUUUCAUUCUGGUCCUCUCCUCCCAGGGCAGGCUGGUCUACGUCUCCGAGAACGUCUCUGAUUACCUGGGGCUCUCCAUGGUUGAUGUCCUUCAGGGAGACACCUUCUAUGACCUGGUAGAGAGUCAGGACGUAGAGACUGUUAGAUCUCACCUGGAGACAGGCAGCACAACAUCAACUGGGAGGAGUUUUGUGUGUCGGAUGCACACCUCCAAGGCCUUCAGACUAGAGUAUGGGAACUGCUGUUCUAUAAUGGUCCGAGGACGCUACCAGACCGUCCCACAAUCCCCCCAGUCCACCCCCACGUCCUCCCCAGCCCGUAGCCAAUCUGGCCCCCCUGUGGAGAGGGUGUUCUUGGCUCUUUGCACCCCCACAGUGAACCGCCUGGGCAACAUCACCUCCUGCUCCUCCUCCUUCACCAGCCUCCACAGACCAGACAUGAGCUUCAGUCACCUGGACGACAGUGUUCUGUUAUACCUGGGCUACUCGUCGGAGGAGCUGAUUGGUCAAUCGUGGUACAGCCUCCUCCACCCUGAAGACCUCUCCUUGAGUGCCUACUCACAUAAGAGUCUGAUGCAGGCAGACGUGGGCAGUCAGAUGGAAAUGGUUCUGAGGCUCCAACACAGCAACCUCUCCUGGUCCUGGAUCUACACUAGAGCCACUAAGCAUUCUGGGAACGAGGAAGUGAGCUGCAGUAACCACAUUAUCAGUGAAACAGAAGCCAUGUAUCUGAGAAAGAAGAUCCACAGCGAUGCUUUCAGAGCCUCUCCUCCUCAGCCCUACUGCCCCUCUCCCACCCCCCAGCCGACCCAGGGCUGUUGCCCCACCAGGGACUUGAAGAGACAGAGAGCAUUCAGCCAGUACAGUGGGAUAUCCGAGAGUGAGACCAGGUCUAAGACCAGCAGGAGACAGAGAGCAGAGUCUAAUGCUGUGUUCUACGUGACAUCAGGUAGCUCCUCCUCCCAGGCCUCACCUGUCACCUUCUUCUCCACCCCUCCCUACAGCCCCACCUCCUCCCACUACAGCUCCUCCUCCAACUCCUCCCACUCUCCAACACAGCAGGACGACACCAGCUCUGACUCUCUGUUGGAUGUGUAUGGCUACACAGAGAACAUAACCUCCUACCACUGCCCUGAGGUAGGGACUGGGGUAGGGACUGGGGUAGGGACUGGGGUAGGGACUGGGGUAGGGACUGGGGUAGGGACUGGGGUAGGGACUGAGGUAGGGACUGAGGUAGGGACUGAGGUAGGGACUGGGGUAGGGACUGGGUCUUCCUGCAAGCUCUCCCCCUUUAGGUCCUUCCAGCCCGGCUCGGAGCAGUCCUUCCACCAGGGUGUCUUCAGCCAGACCGACGCCCUCUCUCCUCAGUCCUGCCCUUCUUCUCCCCAGUAUGAUUACCCAGCAUGCUCUGCUGAUGCCAGGUUGGUCCCUGACUGUCUGUCUGUAUCAAACUUGUUAGAGAGUUCAGCAGACUGCCCCAUCACCAUCCAUACUGAAGACUACAGCCUCUCAAUUCAGCCUCAAGAUGGCGCCACCAGUCCAUACCAGAGCCAACAGAUCCACCAUGUACCCCAGACUGUCUCUCCUCCUAUUGGAGGCCUGCUGACCCCUAACCCCUCCCCGACCUCCGACCUCUCCUUCCUCUACAAUGACAGAGACCAGGUAGAGAUCAGUAUCCUAGCCCAGCAGAUCUCCUCUCUGGCCUCCAGCUUCGACCUGUUCAACACCCUGAGCCCCAUCCAGACUCAGCCUCAGCCCAGCUCGGAGCCCCUUCCCUGGGCACAGCACCCAGGUCACUCCCCUGUCCCCCUCCACAUCAAGCCAGAGCUGGUCCUGGAUGAGGGAGUGUUUGAUAGUCUCCUGAAGGAUCUGAGCAUGGUUCAGGGACCUGGGAGUCUGUCUCACUGCUACCAACCUCAGGACCCCUCAACCCUGGCUCUGUCCUCUCUAGUGGACCCUCUACCCAUGGAGCAGUCCUCCCUCUCGCUCUCCCUCCCCCUGGAACAUUCCUCCCUCUCGCUCUCCAUCCCCCUGGAGCACUCCUCAUCCCUCUCUCUCUCCUUCCCCCUGGACCCCUUCCACCCAGCUAACAUGGAUCCCUUCUUUCUGAGGACAAGCUGUCAUAAUCAGACCUCUGAGUUGCAUCAACUCAACCACUAUCUGCCCCACAACCUCCAUCAAGAUGGGCUUGUUGAAGAAUCCAUGUACUGAUAUGAGUCUAAAUGGACUUACAGUACUAACCCUGGUAUGGCAUAUUGUCAUGACAACCAAGCAAGGCUUCCAGCCGGAGUCCAAAAUGAAGACUUUUUAAAGAAUGAAGACUUUUUAAAGAACGAAGACUUUUUAAAGUAUAAAGACUUUUAAAGUAUAAAGACUUUUUAAAGAAUGAAGACUUUCUAAAGAAUAAAGACUUUCUAAAGAAUAUACUUUUUAUAGAAUAAAUACUUUUUAAAGAGUAAAGACUUUUUAAAGAAUAAAUACUUUUUAAAGACUACUACAAUAUUUAGUAGUUGGUACUUUUCAAGGGAACUGGUUUCCCAAAUAUCUCUUAUUUUUGUAAAUGAAAUGGUGAUGAGAGGAAGUGAACCUUGUCCAGUGGACCAAACUGCUGAGGAGCUUGUUACUAUGUUGUUGUUGUAUUAAACUAUAUUGAUACCUGUUGACUGCUGUAAUUCACCGUCUGUGUUGAUGAUGUUGUUGUCCUGAUUCUGUUAGUAUGGUACUGUACUGUUUACAGCUAGGAAACGGACUAUCAGAUAUGUAGAAUUGAUGUUUAUGUGAAUGUUGAGGGACCAUGAUGAUUUACUACUGAGCACUUUCUGGAUGUGUUUGUGCUGUUUGAGAUAAUGUCACACAGGGACAUGACGUGCUGCUCCAGAGGAUGAAGCAGAAUAACAGAUUCUAAAUGCGUCCCAAAUCACACACUAUUCCCUGUAUAGUGCACUACUUUAGACCAAAGCCCUAUGACACCCUAUUCCCUGUAUAGUGC
Molecule: messenger RNA, 3436 nt
Organism: Coregonus clupeaformis (lake whitefish)
Lineage: Eukaryota; Metazoa; Chordata; Actinopteri; Salmoniformes; Salmonidae
Gene: npas4l
Product: neuronal PAS domain protein 4 like
Exons: 8
Coding region: 85-2658 (857 amino acids)
Biological process (GO): regulation of transcription by RNA polymerase II
Molecular function (GO): RNA polymerase II transcription regulatory region sequence-specific DNA binding; DNA-binding transcription factor activity, RNA polymerase II-specific; protein dimerization activity
Source: RefSeq, a predicted model, not a curated record